GAGAUGGAUAUGUGUGGUCUGGCUGCAGAAACGUCAGUUGGAUUAAAGAGUGACAAGAGAGGCUUUCCGUAUGCAAGUCGGUGGCAGUGAAACACAAACAAAUACUCAACAGCUGAAGACCGUCUGCAGCCUUGAAGAGCAUGGCUCUAAAAAUACCCUCGUGCCCUUGUGAUGGUGAUGGGUGUAACCAACAGGAUGCUAUAACCUCAGAGUCAGAGGUCUCCAGAUGCAGUCCGAUUGCUCCUGAGAUCCUUCACUGGGAAAUAAAGCAGCUGCAGCUGCAUACAGGAUUUCACAUGGAUACUUUGCCGCCAUACUUUGUGGGGGGAACCAAUUAUAUGACAAGCGGAGAGGAAUUCGUGGAGAAGGAGGAGGAGGAAGAGGAGGAAGAGCAGGAGGAGGAGGAGGAAGAUGGAGAUAAAGAAAAUAAAGAGGAGGAAAAAGAACCAGUGAACAUCGAACCAGCUGACAAGCCGGAGAGAACACAAGCCUGGGUUCCCAGUACCUUCGGCUGCUUUGGUAGAGACGUUUACCAUUACGCAGGACAGGAUAUACUCAUUCGCGAGUCCAUAGACUCCUAUGGAGCAGUGAUGUGGCCAGCAGCGUUGGCUCUGUGCUCCUUCCUGGACAACAACAGGCAGACGGUGAACCUGCAGGGAAAGGAGGUGCUUGAGCUGGGAGCAGGGACUGGACUGGUAACCAUUGUGGCCAGUCUGCUGGGAGCUUCAGUCACAGCGACAGACCUACCUGAUGUGUUGGGUAACCUCCUGGCCAAUGUGAUGAGGAACACCAGGCAGCGCUGCAGACACACGCCCAAGGUGGCAGCUCUAUCCUGGGGCCACGACCUGGAGCGCACCUUCCCUACAUCCGUCCACCGGUACGACUACGUGCUGGCAGCUGACGUGGUCUACCAUCACGACUUCCUGGAAGAGCUCCUGGUCACAAUGAAGCAUUUCUGCAUACCAGGAACGACAGUGAUCUGGGCUAACAAGGUGAGGUUUGAGACUGAUCUGACUUUCACUGAGAACUUUAAAAAGGCUUUUCACACCAGACUGCUGGCUGAAGAUGGAGAGAUGAAGAUCUUCAUGGCAACGUGUAGAGACUGAGAGACAGAAAGGAUAUGGAUGGAUCACUCAAUGACCCCCUUGCAUCACAUGUUUCUUUUGAUGGUUUCUUAGAAGAGUUUGUAUAUUAAAGGGACUAUUUGUAACUUUGUAAGCGUAUAAAUGUAGCGGGUCGGCACA
This is a messenger RNA of Sebastes umbrosus (honeycomb rockfish), 1244 nucleotides long. RefSeq names its product protein-lysine methyltransferase METTL21C-like. Gene Ontology annotation, biological process: peptidyl-lysine methylation. NCBI's taxonomy places the organism in Eukaryota, Metazoa, Chordata, Actinopteri, Perciformes, Sebastidae. The transcript is spliced from 6 exons. Bases 141 to 1106 code for a protein of 321 amino acids. Gene Ontology annotation, cellular component: cytosol; cytoplasm. Gene Ontology annotation, molecular function: protein-lysine N-methyltransferase activity. The record is from RefSeq and is a predicted model, not a curated record.